Molecule: messenger RNA, 3375 nt
Organism: Amphiprion ocellaris (clown anemonefish)
Lineage: Eukaryota; Metazoa; Chordata; Actinopteri; Pomacentridae
Exons: 16
Coding region: 170-2770 (866 amino acids)
Cellular component (GO): early endosome membrane; intracellular membrane-bounded organelle
Molecular function (GO): phosphatidylinositol binding
Source: RefSeq, a predicted model, not a curated record
UCACAAAGUUCGCCUUUUUUCCGCCUUUUCACUCCGAGUUCAGAGGAAGCAGCUCGGGGGGACACGGCUCGGGCAGAAGAUGUUGGCGAACAAACCAGCUGUGGAUUUCUGCAACUCACAUCUGCUCAAAGUCAGAGACGCUCUGAGGAGGCUGCAGUGAAGCAGGAACAUGUAUCUAUGGCGCCUCUCCAUCGCCAUAACGCUCGGCUUGGUUUGGUAUUUGUCAGACUGCGGACGCACAGUCACACAGUACUUUUUGUGUUUCCUCUUCUGCCUUUCCACUCCACUGUUGUUUGGGAACACUGGGCGAGAGAGCAGCACUCAGACUGAUGAAGAGACGAAGGAAAACCCGCUCCAGGAAACAGCUGAGGAGCAGUCCUGUGUCGAUUCAGUCGAUGGAGAAGCUCCUGAACAGGCCGAACCUCAGGAAUCUCAGUAUCCACAUGUAAAGCGCUCUCUACAGCAAGUGUUUGAAUGCGCCUACGCUCAGCUGGUCCUGCCUUGGUACAGCGUCCCUGAGCCAUGUGAGCAGCAGCCUCUGCACCAGGUGCUCAGCAGGGAAUUUGACUUUGUAAUCGACCGCAUCAUUGAGAGAGCCAAAGACUUUGAUGUCUGCCAGGCAGUCGUCGGCUCCAUUCGGAUUCUGACCCAGCACUUGCAUAAUGCGAAGCAGUCUGACAGAGAGCUCUUGUUCAACUCCAGAGCAGAGGAGAUCGCAGUUCUCAGAGAGUUUUCUGACGCUCUGGUACGUAACCUUUUCCCCGACUCUCUCUGGGGCCAAGAAGUCAACCACUGUGCCUUAAAUGAGAUCAUUGCCUUAAAGGGGCUGGAACUGCUGGUUACAUGGCUGUCCAACCCGGACAACCUGAACCAGCUGGUGGUGAGCCAGCUCGACAGCGUGAGCCCCAAAAGCUCUGCAGAGGAACUGUGUGGAUCAGACCCAGAUCAAGCCUCUCUGGCUUCACAGGAGGGCGAAGGCGACGGGGAAGGCAGCGAAGUGAGCUUGCAGGGGGCGGGAAUUUCAACGGGGACCAGGAUCAAGUGCAAAAGAAAAGGCAACAAGCUCAAGGAAGGAUGGUCCAAAUUUGUGGACAAAAUGAAGUCGAAGAAAGCCAAGAAAAAGAAGAUGAAAAAGAUAGAGCAGGAGCUCAUGAUGAGGGUCAUGUCAAUGCAAGUGGACAUGUCCAAUGAGGAUGAUGUCAGCAGCAUUGAGGGCUCAGUUCAAAGCCAGGAGGACUCUGACAGGGAGGACAGCGAUCUGGAGAACUACCUGGCGAGCGUCCAGGAGGAUAUGAUGGAAUUCAAGCUCUCCUAUGAGAUGUGGCGGGUCGGCCGCUGGGCUGUCAGCAUCCCUCAUGCCGACUGGGAGGAUGAGGAGCUGAUCUUCACCGUUCACCUGGAGGAAAAGGACAGUCCUGAGAACCUGCAGUGGGACAUCAAGAAGACCUACAUGGAUGUUAUAUAUUUCCGUAACAGAUGGCAGGACUCGACCAGCCUGCCUAUGAUCGUAUUGCUGGAGGAAUUGGAGGUCAGCAAUGAGGUCAAAGAAGAAGCCAGAGUAUCAGUGGAGCAUUUCCUGCAGGAAUUGGUUUCUGAUAAUCUGAUGGGUCACACUCAGCCAGUUUUUCAGUUCCUGUGCCCGCUUGACAAACUGCUGAAUGAAGAGGAACAUCAUGGAGGCGUGUGGAGCCUCCUCAGUGGCUUGGCUUACUUCCUCACUCCCGGCCAAGAGGAAGAAGAGAGCUCCAGCCCUCGGACAGAAGCCCCCAAAGACAACAUUAUGGCAUCUCUGCAUCCAGAACCAGCUCAGUCUUUAGAGAACCACAGUGCCUCUUCUGAGAAGGACAGCGAUGUUCCCAGUGUUACUGUCCCAACUAUUGUUAUCUCCCCAUGUGAUUCCUCAUCAGAACUGCGAGAGGAAGCAGAAACAGACUCACAGCCAGCUAUUAGUUCCUCAACUGAAGACUGUUCCCAGGACAAAACAGAAGACUCUGAUAAUCCCAUCGCAUCUCACUUUAAAAUGAUCCUCAAAGGUAUAACUCGAUCCAGGUCACAAGAGUCUCUGACCUCAACAAAAGUGGGCACCGAUGACGACCCCCUUGAGUCAGACGGAGGCUCUCAGCGGGACACCGUGGACGGCAUAUCAUGGCGUCAUUUCAGUGCAAGGCCAAAUAAAAAGGAGAAAACAGGUUUCAAGAUGUCUGCAGUGAACAAGGCUAAACGAAAGGAGACGCAGGGCACGUUGCAGAGAGGGGAGGACUCCCAGUGUCAGAGGAGCCAAGUCAACUGGGAGCAGAUGGAGGCCACCAAAGCCAUAUUUGAUCUGCUGAAAGAAAUAUCUGGAAACUCCAUCCUCAUAAACAUAUUUGAUGCCAUUUUGAAACCUGUGAUGCCCAUCUUGAAAAAGAAAGUCAACUCUUUCCUCAACAAGAUGAACCCAACAGAAGUGCAGAUGGCUGCUUACAUUGACACUCUGCGUAGCAAACAGUGGCCAGAUGUUGCAGCUCCUCCUCGUCCUCCUCGCAGCGAAGAGGAGAAAGACGAGACCAGGGACCGAGCACAUAACCUCAUCAAUGCCAGAUACUCAAAUUCCCUCGUCCUGAAGAAGAAUGACAUGGAGACAGUUUUUAAUCUCUUCCAGAACAGUGAGGAAAACAAAAUGCUGGUCUAUAUGCUCCUGUCAUUCCUUUUGAGAGAGUUUUUACCCAACGAGCAUUCACUGAGUGUGAGUGCUGCUGCUCUACAGAAAAUGACCAACUCCACCAACUGAUCUGUGAAUCCCUGAUUGUGUUUUUAAUGGUUCUGUGCUGAUGUUUUUAGAAUAUCCAAUUAUUUAUUAACCAUCUUAAAAUGCCUUUAAACAUUUGUGACCACUUCCGUAUCGAUGCCAAACACCAUUUUCUGUUGUUUUUACAUCAAACAUAUCAAAUAUACUGUGAAUAUUUCCUUUGCUUUUUUAUUUUCAAUCUUUAAACUGCUUUUGUACAUUCACAUAUCGGUGUGAUGAAUUGUGACGUACUUGUGUGACAUCAGAAACAUUCUUUGCGGGAGCCAACUUUGAAUAUUGUACCUCAAGAGGAGAAAGUAAACUGUAUUUCGUAUUUACAGUUUAAAUCUCAACCUUCACAUUUUUAAUGCAAAAGAGCAAGAAUUUUUCACUUCUGUCACUUUGAGCACUUUUGUAUGGUGAGUGUUUGUAUACUGGUUAAUUAUGCCUAAUGUUUGAAAAAGGCAGAAUAUCUCACAAUUCCUGAUCACAUAAAUCUGUCAAAACAUGGGCAGUACAGCUGUCAGUGUAAACUUGAAAUAAUGUUAAUUUAAAUAACUUGAAUUUCUUCCAAAUAAAAUAUUUUAAUAAAGGAUUUUUUUCUGUGA